Suncus etruscus (white-toothed pygmy shrew) is the source of this 1999-nucleotide messenger RNA. RefSeq names its product TNF receptor superfamily member 11a (gene TNFRSF11A). Gene Ontology annotation, cellular component: external side of plasma membrane. Bases 1 to 1935 code for a protein of 644 amino acids. The transcript is spliced from 11 exons. Gene Ontology annotation, biological process: lymph node development; ossification; positive regulation of bone resorption. The record is from RefSeq and is a predicted model, not a curated record. NCBI's taxonomy places the organism in Eukaryota, Metazoa, Chordata, Mammalia, Eulipotyphla, Soricidae. Gene Ontology annotation, molecular function: tumor necrosis factor receptor activity; cytokine binding.
AUGGUGGCAGAGCCAACAUCAGGAAUACCCCCAGCAUGCAACAGUGACAGGCAGUAUGAGCACCUGGGCCGGUGCUGUGACAAGUGUAAGCCCGGGACCUUCCUGGCUGAGAAGUGCUCAGCCACAUCCGGAAGCAUCUGCCGGCCGUGCCGCCUGGAUGAGUACCUGGACACCUGGAACGAAGAAGACAAGUGUCUGGUGCACAAAGUGUGUGACUCAGGCAAAGCCCUGGUGGCAGUGGAUCCGGGCAACCAGACGGCCCCACGACGCUGCGCCUGCACCCUGGGCUACCACUGGAGCCAGGACUGUGUCUGCUGCCGCCGCAACAGCGAGUGUGCGCCUGGCUUUGGCGCCUUGCUCCCGGUGCAGCUUGGCACUAACACUAUCUGCAGGCCCUGCCCACUAGGAUUCUUCUCCAACAACACAUCUUCCACCGAGAACUGCAAGCCCUGGACCAACUGUUCUGCACUUGGCCGUACUGUGGGCACUCCCGGGACCAACCGAUCAGAUGUCGUGUGCAGUCCUGGAACCUCACCAAAUGAGCCUCGGAUCUACUUGCCCGGUUUAAUCAUUUUGCUGCUCUUCACAUCUGUGGUGCUCCUGGCCACCGUGGUGGUGGCUGUUUACUACCGGAAGAAAGGGAAGAUCCUUACAGCUAACCUGUGGCACUGGGUCAAUGAGGCCUGCAGCCGUCUGAGUGGAAAUAAGUUGUCACCCCAGGAUAAGGCCAGGUGCCAUGUGUACAUCUCCUUGGGAGAAUGGCCACACUUCUUGGGCAACACUGUCAGCUGGCACUGCCCCAGUGUCCCAACAGUCUUAGGAAUGCUGAGUCCUAGUAACUCUCUCCCUCUGCCCCUCCAGCAGCUGGUGGUCUCCAGCAGUCCUGGCCUUGUGGCUCACACAGAAGCUUCGAGUCAGCUGUCGCUGUACGAAGGUGUUUCACUGCUGACUCUGAGAGAGAAGACAACAUCUCCGGAUGUGGCCUGUCCGAACCGUGGAGGUGUGUGUGGCCAAGGAGAAGAGGCCGCAGUGCUGACUUUGGUGAAUGAGACGGAGGAGGCCGCCUUCUGGCAGAUACCCAUGGAAGAUGAAUAUAUGGACCGGUCCCCACAGAGUCUAGAUUCCCUGUCCUCGGUGCUCCCUGCUCAUCCUGGUAGCAAGGGCACAGCUCCUUUCUCUGAGCCCCUGGAGGUGGGGGAGAAUGACAGCUUAAGCCAGUGCUUCACGGGAACGGAGAACCUGGUGGAUUCGGACAGUUGUGUGUCCUCUGGGCCCCUGUCCAGGACGGACUGGGGCUGUGUGUGCUGUGAAAAGAAUGGGCAGCAGCUGGAGGCAGUGCCAGGCUGCCAUUGGGCAGCCUGUGCCAGCUCUGCAGACGGCUGUUCGGGCUGCAGGCACUCUCCAGAAGAGGAUGGGCAGCCCCUCCUGGGCUGCCCGAAAGUGGCCUCUCUGCCCCAGUGUAUGUAUGGGCUGGGCCCACUGCCCACAGAUGCUGCAGCCGACAAGGUGGAGAUGGGAGGCCAGGCCACAGAUGGCGCUGACCCGAAGCUGCCCAGCUCCGAGCCAACAGGAGGCCACUCCCCUGAUCAACCUCCUGUGUCAGGCAAUGUGACAGGGAACAGUAACUCCACGUUCAUUUCCAGCGGACAGGUGAUGAAUUUCAAAGGGGACAUCAUCGUGGUCUACGUCAGCCAGAACUCACAGGAGGGCACAGUGGGCCCUGGCGGCUCAGGGGAGCACAUGGGCCACCCGGUGCAGGAGGAAAGCCCACCCUGCUGCGACUCAUUCGCGGGCCUUGGGCCACGUUUCCCGGACACUUGCACAGGCUCAGGACUGCAGGAGAGCGGUGAGGACAAGGAGCCCGACCUGGCUGAGCUGGAGAAGGCCUCGAGGCCGGUGCAGGAGCAGGGAGAGACCAAGACCUGUGUGCCCUAGGCCUGGUGCUGAGCGAAUGACCCAGGGUCUGCUAGGGCCAGAGCCUCCUGGAGGUGCCCCUCAG